Messenger RNA from Penicillium antarcticum, 975 nucleotides. Its product is annotated as pectate lyase family protein. Gene Ontology annotation, molecular function: pectate lyase activity. The record is from RefSeq and is a predicted model, not a curated record. The transcript is spliced from 5 exons. NCBI's taxonomy places the organism in Eukaryota, Fungi, Ascomycota, Eurotiomycetes, Eurotiales, Aspergillaceae. Bases 1 to 975 code for a protein of 324 amino acids.
AUGGCUCCUUUCAAAUUUAUGACAGCUGUGCUGGCUGGCCUUUCCACUCUGGCAGUGGGAGCCCCUACUUCUACCAACGCUAACCUGGGCAAGCGGGCCAGUGCCAAUGACGCUGCUACUGGCUAUGCUAGCCAAAACGGAGGCACCACUGGUGGUGCUGGUGGUACCACUACCACCGUCUCUUCCUACGCUGCCUUUACUGCAGCAGUCUCCGGCGACUCCGCCAAGGUUGUCUACGUUAGUGGGCCUAUUACCAAGACUGCCGAUCAAGUCCGUGUUGGCAGCAACACCAGUAUCAUUGGCAAGGACUACACUGCCAUGCUCACUGGCUUCGGCAUCUUGGUCAAGGGGGAAUCCAAUGUUAUCAUCCGUAACUUGGGUGUGAAGAAAGUCCUUGCUGACAACGGUGAUGCCAUUGGCAUUCAAAAAUCUACCAACGUUUGGAUCGAUCACUGCGAUGUCUCUUCCGACCGGGACAAUGGCAAGGACUACUAUGAUGGUCUGAUCGAUAUCACUCACGCUGCCGACUAUGUCACUGUUUCCAACACCUUCUUACACGACCACUACAAGGCGUCUCUCAUUGGACACUCUGACAGCAACGGCGAUGAAGACACCGGCUACCUUCACGUCACCCAGAACAACAAUUACUGGUACAACAUCAACUCUCGCGCUCCUUCUUUCCGCUUCGGUACCGGUCACGUCUACAACAGCUACUUCUUGGACGUCAGCGACGGAAUCAACACCCGUGACGGUGCUCAGCUUCUGGUUGAGUCCAACGUCUUUAGCGGCAGCAAGAAGCCUCUCUACUCCACCGAUGAGGGCUAUGCUGUGGCUAAGGACAACGACUUUGGCACUGGCUCGAACACUGCUCUGACCGGCACCUUGACCUCCGUGCCCUACAGCUACAACCUUCUUGGCUCCGCCAAGGUCCAGGCCGGUGUUGUUGGCACUGCUGGCCAGACCUUGACUUUCUAA